UCCAUAUGCAUUUCGUCCUUUGGGCAUCUUGACUUUGAUUUUUUUCUUCAUCAUGGACCAAUUUAGGGGACCAUGGUCAAUUUUAUUACUUUGCUUUCUCCUUAAUUUCCCACAAAUCUACUGCGACUACUACUCCGACUAUUCACCCGAUGGAUUGGUAGACAUGCGAUCAAACCGAGUGGAAGAUCAUCCCCCCGAUCAACCAGUAGCAACGGUGACCGGGAUUGAAACUCCCCCUCCCCCUGGUCCUUCAGGGCCUCCAACACUUGAACAAAUCCACAAAGAAUACGCCCUCAAAUGGAACUCGAUUCGGGAAAAGGCUACCAGAGAGAAAGUUCCUAACGCCCAGUUUACAGCCAAAGUUCAAAGCUGCGCCGCCAAGUUGGCGAAUUGUACGAAAGAAGAUUAUGAGGAGGGAGCACUUUGCUACCUGAGAUGCUUGCUGGAAGGGAAACCAUUCCUGAAGGUGAUGUCAACCGCAAUCCGAGACACGCUUAACGACCUCUGCGCCCCCAUCCAUACCAUUUUCUACGAAGUUUUUAAAUCCGCGCAGAUUGGGGCUGGACAUUUGAAAACUUAUGCCAAAUUUAACGAAGCUUUGGGCGUUAACCCAAAUUUUGGUCAUGACACUUCAAAGUUGUCCUUGACCGUUCUGGUCGCAAUCAUAAAAUACAGCGUGACAACUUUAACCCCAUUGAGACGAGUUCUCAUGCAACUGGAGACCUCCCUCAACGCUCAACAUGAGGACAACGACUACUUGGCCAUAGUCAAUCCGACGUGUCGAGUUUUACAAAUGUAUGACGCUGUGGAAGCCAUCGCGGAAACUUUGUACAAUGACCAAGCCACGUCGGACGUUUUUACCCCCGGAUUUGCCCUGUUUUCCUCCGUCAGCAAGUACCUCUCGUCCAGGGUGACGCACCAUAUGACCGUGUUGCGUGAAGGGAUGAGGAUGUUUACCGGAAAGGCGAUGGGGUUAUCAUGCUCCGGAGAUACCCCAUCCGGAAAUUGUGACAAUUUUGGACGAUAUUCAAUUCCCGGAUUUCCAAUCCCUCCCCCCAUCGGUGGCAAUGACUAUGUCAGUAUUGCCAAUCCUGCAUGUCCACCUACUGCGUCUCCUGCUCCUGCUGGUCCUUCUGGUCCUCCCCGUCCUCUUCCUGAAUCGGACGGAUGGUUGCCCAUUCAGCCCAUUGGAAAACCAUCAAAGCCGACAGCAAAGCCAACAAAGCCACCAAUAGGAAAACACGAAGUAGACCCAGAGGAAUAAUUCAUACUAAAAUUAUUAUCAGUAGCAUAUAUGGCGACGCAUUUAAAUUUAAUAAAGAAAUAAGGCUGUUUUUCA
This is a messenger RNA of Folsomia candida, 1339 nucleotides long. RefSeq lists its product as uncharacterized. The transcript has 6 exons. The record is from RefSeq and is a predicted model, not a curated record. The coding region runs from base 53 to 1264 and encodes 403 amino acids. NCBI's taxonomy places the organism in Eukaryota, Metazoa, Arthropoda, Collembola, Entomobryomorpha, Isotomidae.